AUGGUCGCACAAGUGUGCGUGCCGCGCUACCUAUUGAGUGAUGUUGUGCACCAUGAGAUUGAAGCCUGCCACGGCAUUUGUAUCAAGCUUCAAUUAUUCGCGGUUGGAUUUUGGAUUGCAGAGAUGUUGCAUGAGGGCUGGGAGACAUGGUCCAUGCUUGUGUGGAUGUGGAUUGUUGAUGAAAUAGAGUACAACGUCAAUGUGAAGAACAAGCCCCAGCGGCCUGCCAUUAGGCGGCGGGUGCGUCGGUGGGAAAGGAUUGUUGGCGCAAUCCUCAUCUUACUCAAGUUUCUCAUUGCGGUGUGGCUCACUUAUGUGGGGAGCGUUGGGAUCGUGAAUUCCGAGAGUAAUCAGGACCUCAUUUUUAACUGCGUGGCCAUGAACUUCCUUCUGAAAAUCGACGACGUGAUGUUCUUAUGCAUGUCGAGCAAGAUGUCCAAGGACAUGGUCAAAAGCCUUGAGCCACAUCAUGUGGAAGUUGAGCGCUUUAGCAAAGUCUAUGCGUUCGAUCUUGCCUUUGGGCCCCUGCUCUCAGUGAUAGCCUGGGCAUCGCUGACGUCGGGCUUUGUUUUUAUCAAUAAUGAAUGCGGUUUUGAGCGCGAGCAUGCAUGUUAA
Messenger RNA from Symbiodinium necroappetens, 615 nucleotides. Lineage: Eukaryota; Dinophyceae; Suessiales; Symbiodiniaceae. The record is from the annotation of a GenBank genome assembly.